CAACCCCAAUUGGUCGAAAGUAGCGCGCCAUAGGUCACGUGUGUCUCUUUUCGCGCGAAACGGCAGCACCCUGUUGUCGGGACCAGAGCGUGCUGAGUGUUGUGUUUGUGUGUGUCUCCGUUUUUCGAACAUUUUUAUUCCUGUUUGACGGCGUUUUAAGCAUGGACGUUGCCACAGCAACCGCGGAGAAUGCCGGGGAGAUGGUGAAAGACGAGUUGGCUGAGAAAUGCCAGAAGUUAUUCCAGGCUUUCUUGGAGGAGUUCCAGACCGCGGAUGGGGAGGUGAAGUAUGUCCGCGAGGCGGAGGAGCUGAUCAGGCCCGAGAGGAACACCCUGGUGGUGAGCUUCACGGACCUGGAGGGCUUCAACCAGGAGCUGGCUACCACCGUGCAGGAGGAGUACUACAGAGUCUACCCCUUCCUCUGUCGGGCAGUGCGCAACUUUGCUCGGGAUCACGGGAACGUUCCUCUCAACAAAGAGUUCUACGUGGCUCUGGAGGAGCUGCCUACCAGACACAAGAUUCGUGAGCUGUCAUCCAUGCGUAUUGGCACCCUGGUGAGGAUCAGUGGCCAGGUGGUGCGGACGCACCCAGUACAUCCAGAGCUGGUGAGUGGCACCUUUCUCUGCAUGGACUGCCAGGCGAUGAUCAAAGAUGUCCCUCAGCAGUUCAAGUACUCUCCACCAACCAUCUGCAGGAACCCCGUCUGCAACAACCGCUUCCGCUUCCACCUCGACACACACAAAUCCAAGUUCAUCGACUUCCAGAAGGUGCGUAUCCAGGAGACUCAGGCGGAGCUGCCUCGUGGUUCUAUCCCGCGCUCCCUGGAGGUGGUCCUGAGGGCCGAGGCCGUGGAGAUGGCUCAGGCCGGAGACCGCUGUGACUUCACCGGGACCCUCAUUGUGGUGCCGGACGUCUCUCAGCUCACCACCCCCGGUGUGCGAGCAGAGACCAGUACUCGCGUCGCCGGAGGCCCCCCGGGCUUUGAGGCUGAUGGUUUGAAAGGGCUGAAAGCUCUGGGGGUCAGAGAGCUUUCCUACAGACUGGCCUUCCUGGCCUGCAACGUGGCCCCGACCAACCCACGAUUUGGCGGAAAGGAGCUGCGGGACGAGGAGCAGACGGCGGAGAGCAUCAAGAGCCAGAUGACGGAGAAGGAGUGGGAGAAAGUGUUCGAGAUGAGCCAAGACAAGAACUUGUACCACAACCUGUGCACCAGCCUCUUCCCCACCAUCCACGGCAACGACGAGGUGAAGCGCGGCAUCCUGCUGAUGCUGUUCGGAGGCGUUCCCAAGACGACCAUGGAGGGAACCUCGCUGAGGGGAGAUGUCAACGUCUGCAUCGUCGGGGACCCCAGUACCGCCAAGAGCCAGUUCCUCAAGCACGUGGAGGAGUUCAGUCCCAGAGCGGUGUACACCAGCGGCAAGGCCAGCACCGCCGCAGGUCUAACGGCGGCCGUGGUCCGAGACGAGGAGUCCGGGGAGUUUGUCAUCGAGGCCGGCGCUCUGAUGCUGGCCGACAACGGCGUGUGCUGCAUCGACGAGUUUGACAAGAUGGACCUCAAGGACCAGGUGGCCAUCCAUGAAGCCAUGGAACAGCAGACCAUCAGCAUCACCAAGGCUGGAGUGAAGGCCACCCUGAAUGCUCGCACCUCCAUCCUGGCUGCAGCCAACCCCGUCGGAGGGCGCUACGACCGUGGAAAGAGUCUGAAGCAGAACGUUAACCUGACCGCCCCCAUCAUGAGCCGCUUCGACCUCUUCUUCAUCCUGGUGGACGACUGCAAUGAGGUGACGGACUACGCCAUCGCCAGACGCAUCGUGGACCUGCACUGUCGCGGGGAGGAGUCCGUGGACCGACUGUACUCGCUGGACGAGAUCCGCAGAUACCUGCUCUUCGCUCGGCAGUUCAAACCUAAGAUCUCCAGCGAAUCCGAAGAGUUCAUCGUGGAGCAGUACAAGCGGCUCCGCCAGCGCGACGGCUCUGGAGGUGUGACCAAGUCCGCCUGGAGAAUAACGGUGCGACAGCUGGAGAGCAUGAUCCGCCUGUCGGAGGGCAUGGCGCGCAUGCACUGCUGUGACGAGGUUCAGCCCAAACAUGUGAAGGAAGCCUUCCGUCUUCUCAACAAAUCCAUCAUCAGAGUGGAGACGCCGGACAUCAAUCUGGAGCAGGACGACGAAGUGGAGGAGGAAGAGGAGGAGGCGCCGCAGCAGGAGGAUGGAAUCGCUGUGCCCAUCGGAGUGGACGGUCCUGGCGGGCACGCCAACGGCAUUAACGGACACGCCAACGGGGUGAGCGGACCCGCAGAGCCCAAACCGACUCUUCGGCUCUCCUUCCCUGAGUAUAGACGCAUCUCUAACCUGCUGGUGCUGCAUUUGCGCCACGCCGAGGAAGCCGAGGAAGAGGAGGAGCUGAAGAAAAGCGCGGUGGUCAACUGGUAUCUGAAGGAGAUUGAGUCGGAGAUCAACUCUGAGGAGGAGCUCGUCAGUAAGAAGGGUCUAAUAGAGAAGGUCCUCCACAGGCUGGUGCACUAUGAUCACAUCCUCAUCGAGCUGUCUCCGGCAGGGCUGAAGGGCUCCGAACCCGCAACCACAGAAGAAGUAGUUCUUGUUGUCAACCCUAACUACAUGCUGGAAGAUUAAACUCCUCGGAUUUCCGCCAUUGUUGAUAUUAAACCUCAACAGUGAAGUUGAUGUGUGUUUUCUGAAAGGUCACAUGUAAUGCAUCCAUAAUGUUAACAUUUAAGAUGUUAUUUGCCUUGUUUUGUACUGUACAGAAGAUUCUGGGGCUCUAAAAGAAAAGCUGUUUCUCAGUGAACUUGACUUUUGUAAAUAUCCUGCUCUCUUGUUCUUCACUGACGUGGUCUGUUCGGCUCUCAGUCGAGUGAACUGCCCUGAAUGUGUACACUUCAGUGUAUCGGAAGCAUGCAUUCAGACUUACGCACUUCCAUGGUUGCAACAUAUUGUAUGUCUUUUGUAAUAUUAUGACAUGAAGCGAAUAGAAAUGUUAAAGGUUUGAUAAAUAAAAUGUUGACAUGAA
Pungitius pungitius (ninespine stickleback) is the source of this 3030-nucleotide messenger RNA. RefSeq names its product minichromosome maintenance complex component 6 (gene mcm6). The coding region runs from base 162 to 2633 and encodes 823 amino acids. The record is from RefSeq and is a predicted model, not a curated record. Gene Ontology annotation, biological process: double-strand break repair via break-induced replication; mitotic DNA replication; DNA replication initiation. The transcript has 18 exons. Gene Ontology annotation, cellular component: nucleus; MCM complex. Gene Ontology annotation, molecular function: single-stranded 3'-5' DNA helicase activity; single-stranded DNA binding; ATP binding. NCBI's taxonomy places the organism in Eukaryota, Metazoa, Chordata, Actinopteri, Perciformes, Gasterosteidae.